This is a messenger RNA of Trypanosoma grayi, 999 nucleotides long. RefSeq names its product putative tRNA methyltransferase complex subunit. The coding region runs from base 1 to 999 and encodes 332 amino acids. NCBI's taxonomy places the organism in Eukaryota, Euglenozoa, Kinetoplastea, Trypanosomatida, Trypanosomatidae. The record is from RefSeq and is a predicted model, not a curated record. Gene Ontology annotation, biological process: tRNA methylation. Gene Ontology annotation, cellular component: nucleus; tRNA (m1A) methyltransferase complex. The transcript has a single exon.
AUGCUAGCGCCGCGCGGAGCCGUUGCAGCAGAGGGUGAUGUGGUGCUCGUACUGCGUGGACAUCUCAACGUGACGCCCCUGCUGCUCCGCCGCGGGGAGGUGCUGCACUGUAGAGAAGGGAAGUUCCGCCACGACGACAUCAUCGGCCGGCCGCUCGGCACACGCGUUGAAGGCCGGAGCAACAUCAAGGACGACACUCGCGCGGUGCCCACCAUCCUCGUGCUGCAGAGCAGCGCGGACCUGUGGACGCUGGCAGUGCCGCACCGCACACAGAUCAUCUAUGACACCGACAUUGCCGUCAUCAUUUUCAACCUCCGCCUGCGCCCCGGCUGCCGCGUCGCGGAGGCGGGGACCGGCAGCGGCUCGCUCACGCACUCCCUCGCCAAGACCGUCGCUCCGAACGGCACCGUAUACACGUUUGAUUUCCACAAGGGCCGCUGCCUGGAGGCGCGACAGGAGUUCCGCCGCAACGGGCUGGCGGCAUCCCUCGUGACUUGCAACUGGCGCGAUGUGUGUGCCACCGCCUUCGACGACGACAACGUCGUGCCCGGCGGGGAGGAGGACUGCGGCGACAGCACUGAACCGCGCCACGGCUUCGGCUUGCCGAAGAAACAUGUGGACGCCGUGUUCCUCGACGUGCCGGCGCCGUGGCUCGCCAUCGAGAACGUGCAGCAUGUUCUCGUCCCAGGGGGCAUGCUGUGUACCUUCUCGCCGUGCAUCGAGCAGUCACAGCGGACGGCGCAGCGGCUGCGGCAGGAGCCCUUCGAGUUCCUCGACAUCCGUACGGUGGAGGCGCUCACGCGGGACUUCAACCCCGUCUACAAGCGUGGUCGAGAAGAGGAUGGACAACCGGGGCGCUACAAGUUCCGCAGCGCGCUAGUGUCAAAGGGCCACAGCGCGUAUCUCACCUUUGCGCGGCGGCGGCUCGAGCGCAUCCCUGGAAUGGACGCGGACGACGGCAGCCCAUUGAGUGGCGAGAAUAACAACGGCGGGAGCUGA